Molecule: messenger RNA, 2690 nt
Organism: Moneuplotes crassus
Lineage: Eukaryota; Ciliophora; Spirotrichea; Euplotida; Euplotidae
Source: the annotation of a GenBank genome assembly
CGAAAUGUCCGACCAUUCAGACAAAAGGUUCCCUUGCCAGUUCAAUAAUCUUAUCUUCACGAAUCAGAAGUGGAAUGAUACUUCUAAAGAUAGAGAUUUUAGCCCUGAUUUUCAAAAUUUUUAGACAAGAGUUUGCUAAAAGAGAUGAAGACGAAAAGAUUAUUGGGCGCAAUAAUUCUAAAACAAAGCAUUUUACUGAACCAUUUGAUCCGAAUAAACUGUUUCAUCAAGUUCCCUCAUCCGCUCCCAAAGUAGAAACUACAAAAUCAAAAACUUCCUCACAUAUAAACAAGAGUCACAAAGUUAGAAAGAUAAAAAUAGAUAAAGAAUCAAAGAAAAAGAGGCCUGAUCGUAGCGCAAGAGUCUAUAAAUCGCAGUAUAACAAGCCACUAAUUUUGGUAGACAAAGAACAUGGCGGUAGCAAGAACAUAAAAUGUAAAAUCUCAACUCCAAAAUACACUCAAGUUUAUCCUAAAUAAGGCCAACUUGAUGAACUCAGGAGAUGGCCAGAAGUCCAAGGAAAGAAAGAAGAAGAAAUCUAAAGGAGAUCAUCGUGAUAAAAGCUAUAAUGCUUCUUCCAAGAAAAGCAAGAACUUUAUCGAGAUUACCAAAAUUUCUACCUGAACAAAUGCUCGUGGCAUCAGCGCAGACAAUCUGGCAGACAGUAACGCAGUGAAGAAGACAGAUAAGUACUUCAAGGGUUUAAAAUCUACCAAAAAUAAGCUAGGAAAGAUCAGUUUUAAAGUGACUAAAACUUGAAGGAACAAGAACAUAUCGAAUUUGAUAACCUCUGUUGACAGGAACAGCACUCAUAUAGAGCAAAGGAAGGACAAGGCUUUGAAAAGCUUGGGCAAAUUUAAAUAUAAAAAGGGCCAGCAUUCUCGUAGAGGAGGGGCUGACUCCAAGACGGGCUCUGAACCUAAGCAGGAAAGGAAGAAAUGAAUCUCCAUCGGUGCUCAAGAAGAGAGAAAAGUUAGAGCCAAAGUUGCUAACUCAGAUAAAGAGCCUAAUUUACAUAAUAUUUCAAAUGAUUUCACUGAUAGUUUCCUGAAUAGUGUUGGAAAGGAGAAGAUUAGAAUCCCUCUUGAAGGAGAUAUUGCUGAUCCUAGUUCUAAGAGAAAGAGAGAAGAUGCUAAAAGUACACCUAAAAAUGAAGAUUUCCUCCCUGAUUUCGGGUGCAACAAAGGAAGUUGUGCUAAAGAGUCAAAGAAGAUAAAAUCUGAGAAUCGGACCAAUUCAUACGGAAAUUCUGAAAAGAUUUCGCUUACUGGAAAAUCAAGAAGAGAGAGCUCCAAGAGAUUAUCUUUUGAUGUGAAAUUCAAGACUAAAGAUCUAGCCGAAGCAGAUAGUCUCAAAAUGAUGUCUUCUCCAAAUAGCAGCAGAGAAAGAGGUAAAAGUAAAGAGAAAUAAGAGUUUGGGGAUAACCAUGAAUCCGAUUAGUAGUAACAAUUUUAAGUAUGCUAUCGGAAACCUUCCCAUCAAAGUGAGCAGAGAUGAUGACAUGCUGUUCUCUUUUAGGAAUCAGGUUGUGACGAAUAGAUCUAUAAAGGAAAGUGAGACAAGUCAACUUCCAGAAUCAAUCAACUCAAGGCAUGGAGAGAUUACUUAUCUCCUUACAAGCUUGGAGGACAGAGUGGCUUCCUUUGUUGAAGGAUUCAAUUUGUGCCUUGAAGACAUUGAUGAUAGCCUCAAGAAUGAGAUUGAUUCAUUUAAGAUCGAUGAUAGCUUUGAUUGUGAAUUUAAAAAUAAUAGUAUAUCAGAUUUUGAAAAUCAAGAUGAAGAAGACAGUUUAGUUACACUGAUGCAAGCCCAAGAAGAUGAGUUUGACAAUGAAAAACAAUUUGAAGAUCUUAUUGAUGAAGAAGAGUUUAAUGAGAGAAGGACAAAUGAAGAUCAUCACUAUAUUUCUGAUAGCAUCACAAAAGCUAAAAGUAUUGAGCCAAAAACAAAUAUGGUUGAUACACAAGAGAAAGUUCUAGACUUCACCAGAAUAGACCCAAUGAGCUUGGGUAAAUCUUCCACCACUCCGAAGUCUAAAGCUAAGAGAAUUAAACCUCAGGUUUCUGGGAUAAAAUCGGCAAAAAGCACUAGGGCUACAAUGCCUUCUUCAAAGAAAUCUAAGCCUAAAAAGACAGUACAGACAUCUGAGAGGAAAAUACGUAAUAUUCAAUUGACAGAGGAGAGCAAGCCUCCUGGCAGAAGAAGAGUAAGCAAAAUCUCAAAGAAGAGCAUGGAUAGGAUCUGUAGUAAUCCAAAUGAAAAGAGUGGUGGCAAGUACCUCAUUCCCUCCCCUGAUAAUAGUCUUAGUGGUAGAGGUGUAAUUAAAUUCUUUUCACUGAAAAAGAGUACUUCCAGAAACGUUAAAGGCAAAAACAAAGUUACCUCUGUUUCGACCAAUAGAUGCUAUGUUAAGAAAUCAAAUAUCUUACACACAUCUAAAGGAAGUAGUAGUGGAAGGAUGGAUACGUCAAGUAAAUCUCAGAACAACAGGAAGGGGCAUCAAAUUUCUUUUUACCCUGCACCACAAAGUCUACGCAUAAAAAGAGAGGAGGAGCCUCGUUUAGAAGACAAUUGUGAAAUUCUGGAAAACAAAAAGUUCAACCCUAUGAGCACUCAAAAAUACAGUGUCCUUCCUGAAUAAACUGAGUUCUUGUAAAAAUGUACCAAAUUUAUCAUCAAUUUUAAAUAUU